UUGCCUUUUAUGACCAUGUUCUUAAAAGUCCCGUGAUGCCAAAUAAUUUCAGACAACGAACCGACCUAUCCUGACAACUGAAACAGGCCAAACCUUUUGGCAAAAUCUGUUGAGUAAGUUGAUUGGACAGAACUUUGUGAAAAGUCCUGAAACAUGCAAAUGCGUGCAAAUUGAUUCGCUUGCUACAGUGGAUGGGAGAAGACCUUUUUUCCAAGUCAACAAAGCUCAACUGUUCGUAGGUGAACUGCAUGCAACAUGGAGUACACAUUUCGAGCCGUAACUCACACUCCUGGAAUUAUAAUCUGGAGAAUUGAGAAAAUGUUGCUUGUUCAAGUCCCUGAGAAGUCAUGUGGACACUUUUAUGAGGGGGACUGCUAUCUUCUUCUCUAUACCCAGAAGGUAAAAAGCUCUCUGCACUACGACAUCCAUUUUUGGAUCGGUUCAGAGUCAUCUCAGGAUGAACAAGGCGCCGCAGCAGUGUAUGCGACACAGUUGGACGACUUUUUGGGUUCUACGCCGGUCCAGCACCGAGAAGUUCAGGACCAUGAAUCUGAGGUUUUUAAGGGUUAUUUCAAACAGGGAAUAAUUUACAAGAAAGGUGGGGUCGCAUCAGGUAUGCGACACACUGAAAUCAACACCUACGGUGUAAAGCGACUGCUUCAUGUCAAAGGGAGGAAACGAGCGGUCGCCAAGGAGGUGGCGCUGAGCUGGAAAAGCUUCAACCUCGGAGACGUGUUUUUAUUGGACAUCGGUAAGACCAUCAUCCAGUGGAAUGGACCGCACAGCAACAAACAGGAAAGAUUAAAAGGUAUGCUGCUGGCCAAAGACAUCCGAGACAGAGAGCGAGGAGGCCGGGCGGAGAUCAAGGUGAUCGAGGGCGAUUCGGAGGACAGCUCUGCUGACGUCAUGGAGAUGAUGACUCAUGUUCUUGGUGAGAGAUGCAUCGAUUUGGCAGAGGGUCCUCUUGAUGAACCCCUGAACCAGGAACAAGUUGGGAAACUCACUCUUUACCAAGUGUCAGAUGUUAAAGGGCAGAUGAAAGUCAUAGAGGUGGCGAGAAGACCACUGGUUCAAGAACUGCUCAACAAUCACGACUGCUACAUCUUGGACCAAUGUGGCUCAAAGGUCUUUGUAUGGAAAGGGAAGAAGGCGAAUAAAGCUGAGAGACAGAUGGCCAUAACCAGAGCUAUGGAGUUUAUCGAGGCGAAAAAUUAUCCCGGGACAACAAAUGUGGAGGUAAUGAAUGACGGCGCUGAGUCGGCUCUCUUCAAACAGCUGUUCCAGACGUGGACUGUUAAGGACCAAACUCAAGGCCUGGGGAAAGUGCACACAAAGGGGAGAGUUGCUACAGUGACACAAGAGAAAUUUGAUGUAUCACUUUUGCACGUGAUGCCAGAGAUUGCAGCGCAAGAAAGGAUUGUGGAUGAUGGCUCAGGUGAAGUGGAGGUUUGGAGAAUUGAGAAUCUCGAGCUGGUCCCUGUGGAUCCUCAACAUCAUGGUUACUUCUUUGGUGGAGAUUGUUACUUGGUCCUUUACACUUACUUGGUCAACAACAAGCACAGAUACCUACUCUAUAUAUGGCAGGGCCGUCAUGCCUCACAGGAUGAGCUGGCAGCAUCUGCGCUUCAUGCCAUAGAAAUAGACCACAUGUAUGGUGGAGCGCCAGUUCAAGUGAGAGUAACAAUGGGUAAAGAACCAAAGCACUUUUUGACCAUUUUCAAAGGCAAAAUGGUCAUUUUUGAGGGAGGUUCCUCCAGAAAAGGACGUGUUGAACCCGAGCCACCAGUUAGGUUGUUCCAGGUUCACGGAUUUGAGCCCUCCAAUACAAAAGCCAUUGAAGUUCCAGCACUUGCCUCUUCUCUAAACUCCAAUGAUGUUUUUUUGCUGAAGUGUGAGACUGGACUUUAUUUGUGGUGUGGAAAGGGAGCCAGUGGUGAUGAGAGGCACAUGGCGAAGGAGAUCUGCUCUGUGAUCGGACAAAACUCGCAAGGAAUUCAUGGUCAGAUUAUUGCUGAAGGUCAUGAGUCUUAUGAUUUCUGGGAGAUGCUAGGUGGCCAGGCUCCAUAUGCCAGUGAUAAGAGGUUGCAGCAGACCAUUUUGGAUCACGAACCACGUUUGUUUGAAUGCUCGAAUAAGUCAGGUCGUUUUACGGUGACCGAGGUGACCCAGUUCACACAGGACGAUCUCAAUGAAGACGAUGUCAUGUUACUAGACACGUGGGACCAGGUGUUUUUGUGGAUCGGUAAAGAGGCCAACAAGGAAGAACGCAAAGAGGCAUUGGUGACAAGUCAAGAAUACUUGCGCACACACCCAGGUGGCAGAGAUCUAGACACGCCUAUCCUGCUGAUUAAGCAAGGGUUCGAACCACCCACUUUCACUGGCUGGUUCACGGCAUGGGAUCCCUACAAAUGGAGUGAGGGGAAGAGCUAUGAGCAGCUGAAAAAGGAGCUGGGAAAUGGAAUGUCCCCUAUUGAUGUUUAUAAUGUUUACAGCAGUGAUGAAAAUGAUGCAAGCUUUAAGUGUUUUCCUGCUGAGUUUUUAAUCAGAAAGCUUGUCAGUGAGCUGCCGAAAGGUGUUGACCCCACACAGAAAGAGAGAUACCUCACCGACUUGGACUUCUGCAACAUAUUUGGAAUCAAUAAAGACCAAUUUGCAAAUCUGCCACGAUGGAGACAGCUCAACUUAAAAAAAGAAAAGGGGCUCUUUUAAUGUUCUAUUUUCAUGUUACGCCUCAACAGAUUAUACUAUUAAGUGAAUCAUAAUAAAACAACAAUUAGACGUGCUUUGCAUCAGUGGUUUGGUUUUCCAUAUUUGGAUGCUCAUUAUAUAAUAAUCAAAUUGAGCUGAUAUUGCGUUUUAAUGGUUUGUUGUCACAUUGUUCACAUUUUAAUGAGUGUCUUCCAAUCAAUAAUCUAUAUAGACAAGUUUCCUGAGCGAAACAUGGGUGGCGCCAUCUUCCGCUUGAGACAGAACAACAUGAAGUGCGGUUGAAGCGGUGUGCAGACGUUGUAGUUAAACUGCAAAAUCAAACCAGACGAAACCACGGAAUCUCCAAAAAUGGAUUCAGCAUGACAUAGAUGAUGCUCCGAGACUUUCUGUGUUAUGCGUUUGUUCUUAUAACUUCAUUGAUUGUUCAUGGACAAAAUUCUAACAAUUUGUGCAGCCUGUGUUAACAUGAGAUAUAGAUUGAUACGCCGGCCACCUGAGUGACCAAAAUUAGGCAAAAUGACAAAUAUUACAGUUGCCGAAUGCAAAGUGCUCACACAGAUUUUGUUGUUACAAGUAAAUACUAAAAGGUAUUCUUUAUCUGGUUAGAUUAUACAAGAAGUUAUGGUAUUAAGAGCUCAUCACACAUGUACAUAAAAACACAAAGUCUGUCAUUCUUUUUUAUUGCAGAUAUUGAUCGCAAUAAA
Corythoichthys intestinalis (scribbled pipefish) is the source of this 3413-nucleotide messenger RNA. RefSeq names its product advillin (gene avil). Gene Ontology annotation, molecular function: actin filament binding; phosphatidylinositol-4,5-bisphosphate binding. The record is from RefSeq and is a predicted model, not a curated record. Lineage: Eukaryota; Metazoa; Chordata; Actinopteri; Syngnathiformes; Syngnathidae. Gene Ontology annotation, cellular component: cytoplasm; actin cytoskeleton. Gene Ontology annotation, biological process: cytoskeleton organization; actin polymerization or depolymerization; actin filament severing. The transcript has 21 exons. The coding region runs from base 256 to 2709 and encodes 817 amino acids.